Molecule: messenger RNA, 387 nt
Organism: Macrosiphum euphorbiae (potato aphid)
Lineage: Eukaryota; Metazoa; Arthropoda; Insecta; Hemiptera; Aphididae
Source: the annotation of a GenBank genome assembly
AUGAAACAAGAGCAGGUUGAUAUGCACCAGGAGGAGGAACAGAACCCCGAACAAAGAACCAAGAGUCCGGCUCAGAGGCAUCGGAUGAAACGGAAACAGGAGAUAAACUUGGAUCAACAAGAGGCGAAUCAGUUGCCGGUUACUAAUCAGGAGGGAACCAAUAAUGCCAAAUGGAAGACGGUCAAGAAAAAAGGCACUGGACAUAAGCUUGACAAAGUGGCACCAGAAGCAAUCAUCAUAAAGAUAAUUGAAGAAAAGUCGUAUGCUAACACAUUGAAAAGCCUGAAGAAGGGUCUCAACGACUCCGGAUUAACAGACGAAGUGGAAAUGUCAAAGAGUACAAUGAAUGGAGAUCUGCUCUUAAAGCUAAAAAAAGGAAACAAAUAA